CACCCAAGUGACCGUGUAGCGAGAGAAGCUAAAACUAACUAAAACAUCAAUAUAUUAACAUUUCCAGAAAGAAGGAAUAUGGAACAAAUAAAAAUUCCAAAGUAGUGGCUGGGUACUUUAUAGAAACUGUUAAAGAGCAUUGCGGAUUUCCUCAAACCGUUCGUGCCGAUAUGGGCACCGAUAAUGUUAUUGCAGAGUUACUUCAAGGCCUCUCUCAUGAAAUUUUGGGGAUGAAUUCCUUGGGACGUUUACCACCAUUUAUCUACGGUUCUAGCCAUACAAACCAACGAAUUGAGGCCUGGUGGGCCAUGCUUCGAAGACAUAACAGUCAAUUUUGGAUGAAUAUCUUUGAGCAACUGAAAGGAGAUGGUUUAUUCACUGGAAGUUUUCUAGACAAAUUCAUUGUUCAGUACUGUUUUUUGGAAGUAAUUCAGAAUGAAUUAAAUGAUAAUUUUGAAGACGUUUGGGAAUUUUUGCCUAUUUCUGUUGCCGAUGAAGACGUCUACCAAUUGUGUAUAAUUAUAUCUGACGAAAUGCAAUUGCUGAACCGUGAAAGUGCGUAUGAUACACUUAACAAUUACGUACUUUUAAGAACAGAAAUAAUGUCGUUAUUAGAACUAAACUAAAAUUGAAGGUCAAUUGUUAGACACAAUUGCUUUUUUCGAAUCGUCGUAAUCGUCAUGAACUGUGGGUAGCCUUAGUUCGGGGGUACACGUGUUGGCUGUAGGAUAUUUGCUAAAUUCUCCAUGUAAAAAUACAAUUUGUGGGAUGCU
Molecule: messenger RNA, 773 nt
Organism: Photinus pyralis (common eastern firefly)
Lineage: Eukaryota; Metazoa; Arthropoda; Insecta; Coleoptera; Lampyridae
Exons: 3
Coding region: 171-626 (151 amino acids)
Source: RefSeq, a predicted model, not a curated record